AUGUCCACGCUCAGCACCCAGCCCCUGAAACCCAAGGCCCUGCACCCACCACUGGGGUCCCCGGAGUCCCCAGGCCACCAGCGGCGCCACACGCUGCCCGCCAGUGAGUUCCGCUGCCUCACCCCAGAGGACGCAGCCGGCGUGUUUGAGAUCGAGCGUGAAGCCUUCAUGUCCGUCUCGGGCAGCUGCCCCCUGUACUUGGAUGAGAUCCGGCACUUCCUCACCCUGUGUCCAGAGCUGUCCCUGGGCUGGUUCCAGGAGGGCCGCCUGGUGGCCUUCAUCAUCGGCUCGCUUUGGGACGAGGAGAGGCUCACCCAGGAGUCGCUGACGCUGCACAGGCCCGGGGGCAGCGUGGCCCAUCUGCACGUGCUGGCCGUGCACCGUGCCUGCCGGCAGCAGGGCAAGGGCUCUGUCCUGCUGUGGCGCUACCUGCAGCACCUGGGCGGCCAGCAGGCUGUGCGCCGGGCGGUGCUCAUGUGCGAGGACGCCCUGGUGCCCUUCUACGAGAGGCUCGGCUUCCACGCCGUGGGCCCGUGCGCCGUCACCGUGGGCUCCCUCGCCUUCACUGAGCUCCAGUGCUCCGUGCGGGGCCACGCCUGCCUGCGCAGGAAGAGCGGUUGCUGA
This is a messenger RNA of Lepus europaeus (European hare), 624 nucleotides long. RefSeq names its product aralkylamine N-acetyltransferase (gene AANAT). The coding region runs from base 1 to 624 and encodes 207 amino acids. Lineage: Eukaryota; Metazoa; Chordata; Mammalia; Lagomorpha; Leporidae. Gene Ontology annotation, molecular function: aralkylamine N-acetyltransferase activity. The record is from RefSeq and is a predicted model, not a curated record. Gene Ontology annotation, cellular component: cytoplasm. The transcript is spliced from 3 exons. Gene Ontology annotation, biological process: melatonin biosynthetic process; circadian rhythm; response to light stimulus.